UGGCAAAACGGUAUGAAGUGCAUUGCGUUUUUACAAAAUGAACUAUGACGUGUACGUUUGCAUGUAGUGCAAUUAAAUCCGUGUGCUUGUAUAGAUACGUUUUGUGUGUAAUAUUAAUGUGGACAAAACUACGGCAAUUUAAUUAUUAUACAGCCAGUGUCUUAUAAUCAAAAGUGCUUAUUAAGUAGGGAAAUGGGUAUUCGAUUAAAGUUCGGAGAUAAACCGUGGACAAAACGAAAACAGAGAAGAUUUUGAUGCGUUGGAAGAUGCGGAAUUUGGCGGUCGCCACGCUGUUGCUGGUAACCGCUAAUACGGUGCUGGCGGCCGGCGGACGGCCACGUGGCGUGGCCGACCGUCAGCAAGCUUAUAGUGACGAGCAGCCCGAAACGCCGUCCGCUGUCCAGUGUUCAAGUUGUUUGGCUCACGAUCAACUCAAGUCGCUCAGUAUAGAGCUCAUCAAAGACUCGAUACUCAGUAAGUUGGGCAUGAAGCGUCCUCCAGAGUUCGGUGGACGACGGCCGCCAAAGGUGCCAGCCGACUUGCCGCCGCUCAAAGAUCUCAUUCACACUUACAACGACCUCAGCGGUUCCGUGGUGGUGCGGCCGCACAUUCGACACAAAUCGCACCAUUCCGAAGCGUCUGGCGAUAGCUCGGACAUGCAAAGCGACGAGGCGUCCAGAUACGCGACGACCAAGUCGCCGGGGACCCCGUACGUGGACAGCAGUGAUGACGACGACUACCACAUGAAGACGCACAAACUCAUCGCAUUCGCGCAACCACAUCCCACGACGCCGAAACUGCGGAACCAUCAUUUGCUGUAUUUCACAUUUUCUGAGAAAAUAUGUCAGCACAGAAUAACCAAGGCGAUCCUGUGGGUGUACAAAAAACGCUCAACCGCUGAGUUGCACCAAACUGAACAGGUGAUCAACAUUGAAGUGAGCAGGAUUCAUCCGGUCAUGAUGAACCAGCUGUUGUAUGUGACUAACGUAAAGUUUGUAGUGAAUACGACUGAACCAAGUUGGGUGUCCAUUAACCUACAGAAACUCAUGUCCGAUUGGUUCAAGACCACGGACGCGGCCAAGAACUUGACGCUUAUGGUCCGUGCAACUUACGCGAACGUAAACAUGACACACUCCAAGACAUCAUUUGUUACGGACGCCAGGAGAAGAGAUGACAUGACUGAGAUCCCGUACUUGGAGGUGCAUACCCUUGACGACAGGCUGUCUCGAGCCAAACGGAACACGGGCAACGGGCUAAUUUGCAACGAGACGUCCGUGGAGGAAACUCGAUGUUGCCGGUACCCGCUAACCGUUGAUUUUGAAGAGUUUGGCUGGAAUUGGAUUCUGGCGCCCACGAAGUAUGAGGCAAACUACUGUUCCGGUACGUGCGACCCGAUGCUGUUCAUGAAAUACCCGCACACGCAUCUAGUGCAAAUGACCAAGUUCGACGUAGGGCCGUGUUGUGCGCCACGAAAAAUGACAUCCAUAUCUAUGAUUUACUACGACAGUAACCUUAACAUUGUUUAUGGUACGGUGCCUGGUAUGGUUGUGGACAGGUGUGGCUGCAGCUAAUUACGCACGUUCGGUCACGCACUGUAAAUCAUUCAUAAAAUAGGUACACACAUUUUCAAAACGGUAAUAAUAGUACUUAACUCGAGUACAAAGUAAAUCAAACAAAUAUACUCGUACACGUAUCGUACUUAUGACACUUUGGUAAUUAUGUGACUUUUUUUUUAAAUGUCUACAGAUAACAAAAUCGAAAUAUUUAUGUCGUGAUUUAUUUUUUUACGAUUAUAUAUUGUGCCACAAGUAUAUAUUUUAUUUAUUUGCACAGUGUUUUACUGUAAAUAUUUUCUAUCGUAUAUUUCAUUUUUUACUACAUUUUUUAAAAUUAGUUUAAGUUAAUACCAAACUGGAAAAUGUAUGAGUUAUGACAAUUGUAAAUUAAAAUCUAUAGUUUUUUUUUUUUUCAUUAAUAAUGUACCAUAAUAUGACGUCCAAGUAAAAAUGAUGAAAUUUUUUGUUACCAUGUUGCAUAUUUAUUAAUUUUUUGUUUACUUGGCAGUUAAGCACUUAUUCAUACGGAUUUUAUUUAAAAUGAUAAUUUAAAAUUGAGAAAUUAAAAAUCGUAACAUUAAAUUAGACUUAAUUAACAUGUGUGAAACAUAUCUCAGGUUUGAGAUAUUGUAAUUAACGUUAUCUAAAAAUAUUAACUUCUCAUCUAGUAUUUAAAACUUUAAUGCAAAUUCACAACAGCAUGUUUAGCUUAAAUAAUUUUAAGUAUAUUUUUUAAUUUUAUAUUAAAUAAUGUAUACGCUUCGUUUCCUCGAAUUUAGCUUAAUGAUAUCAAAUAGAUAAUACAAACAUUUGGCAUAGUUUCAUUAUUUUAUUAAAUCAAAUGUGAUUGUGAUGUAAAAACAACAUUUUAGUUCAAUUAAUUUUCUGUAUAUAAAAUAUGUUUAAUGUUUAAAAAAGUAUAAACCAGUCACAAAAUAAUGCGAAAAAAUGUUUUCCAAAGAUGUGUUUCCUUUACAAUUCAUUCAGAUGCCAUUGUGUAAGAACACGUAUAAACUCGGAAUGUUUCUGCUCGAUAAAGUUUAGCGUGAAAAUAAAUUAAAUUCAUGUAAUUAACUCUGUAUCUUUAUUCAUUACGGUUAAAUAGUAAUAUAUCAUUUUCAUAGUUUGUAGAUCUUAGAACAUAUUAUAUUGUUAGUUUUUAAUAUUAUUAGAGUAAUAUUGCACAACGACUGAUUAAUAAUAGUGCAAUAAAUAUGUCAAUUUGCUUACGAAUUUAUUUAUAUAUUUAAUGUCUCUGUAUACAUAACAAUCAUUAAACAAUUUAGUAAAUAAAACGAAUUACAUAUUUUAUUUCCUAUUAAAUUGCAAAUAAUAUAUUCUCCGUGUGACUCGACACACAGGUGUAUAAUCCGAAACUAAUUAUGAUUCCUUCUACUUAACGUACAAUUCAAUGUACUAGGGUGUUGGUAUUCGCACUGCGUAACCGGAUGGUUGGUACCCAGUUAACGUCACCCCAGUGCGAUGUGCAUGUGGUGCGUCUCACGAUACUUAAAUAACAAAAAUAUUGUGUAAAUCGUAUAUUUU
This is a messenger RNA of Daktulosphaira vitifoliae (grape phylloxera), 3101 nucleotides long. Its product is annotated as growth/differentiation factor 8-like. Gene Ontology annotation, cellular component: extracellular region. The transcript has 5 exons. Bases 255 to 1571 code for a protein of 438 amino acids. Lineage: Eukaryota; Metazoa; Arthropoda; Insecta; Hemiptera; Phylloxeridae. Gene Ontology annotation, molecular function: growth factor activity; cytokine activity. The record is from RefSeq and is a predicted model, not a curated record. Gene Ontology annotation, biological process: SMAD protein signal transduction.